Molecule: messenger RNA, 803 nt
Organism: Impatiens glandulifera
Lineage: Eukaryota; Viridiplantae; Streptophyta; Magnoliopsida; Ericales; Balsaminaceae
Product: putative ATP synthase protein YMF19
Exons: 1
Coding region: 390-788 (132 amino acids)
Cellular component (GO): mitochondrion; membrane
Source: RefSeq, a predicted model, not a curated record
UACUUGAGGCUGAUGCGUAUGCAGCGGCAUCUGUAUUUUCGCAUGUGGUACACAUAGAAAGUAUUGCAGAGACGGGCUGGCUAGACUCUUAUCGAAAUUUCGUAUAGUAUAGAAAGAUGUUUAUGGUCUAUCUGAUACCUAUCUAUCUAGUACGAUCGAUCCAGUCAUUCAGUCUCUUCGCCAGGUCUUUAUGGAAUUCUAUUCUAUUAGAGCAGGUCGGUCUAGGUGGUUGCUAUUGCUCCUGAUAAAUUCGUUCUUUCGUUUGUGCAUCUUUCUCCCAUGCUUUCCGUUGGUUAACAACCAACCACAGCUCUCUAUAGUUCUUUACUACUCGUAUAGGCUUGACGGAGUUAAGCUGUCUCGAGGGAAUCAUUUUUUCUCAAUCAAUCAUGCCUCAACUGGAUAAAUUCAUUUAUUUUACACAAUUCUUCUGGUCAUGCCUUUUCCUCUUUACUUUCUAUAUUGCCAUAUGCAAUGAUGGAGAUGGAGUACUUGGGAUCAGCAGAAUUCUAAAACUACGGAACCAACUGGUUUCACACCGCGAUAACAACAUUCGGAGCAAUGACCCCAAGAGUUUUGAAGAUAUCUUGAGAAAAAGUUUGAGCACCGGUGUAUCCUAUAUGUACUCCAGUUUAUUCGAUGUAUCCCAAUGGUGUAAGGCCGUCGACUUAUUGGGAAAAAGGAGGAAAAAAACUUCUUUCUCUUCUUUCUCUGAAAUAAGUGGCUCACGAGGAAUGGAAAGAAAAGGGUCAGGGAUUUGCCGACGGAGGCGACCCCUUUUCUUCUAAGAAUAGGAAAGCCCU